Myotis lucifugus (little brown bat) is the source of this 3317-nucleotide messenger RNA. It is a transcript of the gene P3H2, whose product is annotated as prolyl 3-hydroxylase 2. The record is from RefSeq and is a predicted model, not a curated record. Gene Ontology annotation, biological process: collagen metabolic process. Gene Ontology annotation, molecular function: protein binding; procollagen-proline 3-dioxygenase activity; L-ascorbic acid binding. Lineage: Eukaryota; Metazoa; Chordata; Mammalia; Chiroptera; Vespertilionidae. Gene Ontology annotation, cellular component: endoplasmic reticulum.
CCCUCCCGGAGCCGGCAGGGCGCGCGCUGAGCUCCGGCGGGAGGCUCGUGGAGGAUCGGGCAGCAGGAGGAGCGUGUGAGCUGUGGGCGUCCCUUUAAGAGCUGCCGGCCGACCGGCCUCCGCCUCUCAGUCCUCCGAGUGCCGGCGGUCACCGGUCACCUGGGGCUCGCAGGGCAGUCAGAUCGCGGCGGGGCAGGUGCUCUCGCCCUCGGCGGUGGGAGAAGGGGCACCGACGCCAGGUGCAGGAGCGGUCUGGAGAGCGCGGCCGUCCCGCGUCUCUCCGAGGCGGAGGAUGCGGGAGCGCAUCUGGGGCGCUCUGCCGCCGCUGCUGCUGCUACCGCUGCUACCGCCGCCGCUGUGGGGCGGCCCCCCGGAUAGUCGCGCCCGGAGCUGGAGCCCGAGCCAGGGCCCUCUGCAGCCCUACGACCUGCUCUAUGCCAGCGGCGUGGCCGCCUACUACAGCGGGGACUACGAGCUGGCCGUGCGCGACUUGGAAGCGGCGCUGCGCAGCCACCGGCGCCUGCGGCAGAUCCGCGCGCGUUGUGCCCGCCACUGCGCCGCGCGCCGCCCGCUCGCCCCCCCGGCGCCGGGGCCGGGGGCAGAGCUGCCCUUCUUCCGCGCGGUGCUGGAGCGGGCCCGCUGCUACAGCCGCUGCGAGACCCAGCGCCUCGGGGGCCCCGCGUCCCGCCACCAGGUCAGCGAGGAUGUGCGCAGCGACUUCCAGCGCCGAGUGCCCUACAACUACCUGCAGCGAGCCUACAUCAAGCUUAACCAGUUGGAAAAAGCAGUGGAAGCAGGGCACACAUUUUUCAUGGCCAAUCCUGAGCACAUGGAAAUGCAGCAGAACAUUGAGAAUUACAGAACAAUGGCCGGCGUCGAAGAAUCCCAAUUGGUAGAUCGAGAAGCCAGACCACACCUGGAGAGUUACAGCGCAGGAGUCAAACAUUACGAGGCGGAUGACUUUGAGCCAGCUAUCAAGUACUUUGAACAAGCUUUGAGAGAAUAUUUCAAUGAAGAUACAGAGUGUCGAGCCCUGUGUGAGGGGCCUCAGAGAUUUGAAGAGUAUGAUUAUUUAAGGUAUAAAGCUGGUCUCUAUGAAGCUAUUGCAGAUCACUACGUGCAGGUGCUUGUUUGUCAGCAUGAGUGCGUGAGGGAACUUGCCACCCGCCCUGGCCGCCUCUCCCCGAUUGAGAACUUUCUUCCCCUGCAUUAUGACUACCUACAGUUUGCCUACUAUCGAGUUGGUGAAUAUGUGAAAGCCCUAGAGUGUGCCAAGGCCUAUCUUCUUCUCCAUCCGGAUGACCAGGAUGUCCUAGACAAUGUGGAUUACUAUGAGAGCCUGCUGGAUGACAGCAUGGACCUGGCAUCCAUCGAGGCCCGAGAGGAUUUGGCUGUGUUUGUGAAGCGUCAUAAACUGGAAUCAGAACUAAUAAAAUCGGCUGCAGAGGGCCUGGGGUUUUCAUACACUGAACCGAACUAUUGGAUUCGAUAUGGAGGACGACAGGAUGAGAAUCGGGUCCCUUCAGGAGUGAACGUGGAAGGAGCAGAAGUUCAUGGAUUGUCAUCAGGGAAAAAAACAUCACCCAAGAUAGACCGAGACCUAAGAGAGGGUGGCCCUCUGAUCUACGAGAACAUCACCUUCGUCUACAACUCAGAGCAGCUGAACGGGACUCAGCGGGUUCUCCUGGAUAACGUCCUGUCGGAAGAUCAGUGCCGGGAGCUGCACAGCGUGGCCAGUGGAAUCAUGAUUGUUGGUGAUGGAUACAGAGGAAAAACUUCACCUCAUACACCCAAUGAAAAGUUUGAAGGCGCAACUGUCCUGAAAGCACUCAAAUUUGGUUAUGAAGGCCGAGUCCCACUGAAGAGCGCACGCCUGUUUUAUGACAUCAGCGAGAAGGCUCGAAAGAUUGUAGAAUCCUAUUUCAUGCUGAACUCAACCCUGUAUUUUUCCUAUACGCACAUGGUCUGCCGAACAGCCCUGUCUGGUCAACAGGAUAGAAGAAAUGACCUCAGUCAUCCCAUCCAUGCUGACAACUGCUUGUUGGAUCCAGAGGCCAAUGAAUGUUGGAAGGAGCCUCCUGCUUACACAUUCCGGGAUUAUAGUGCUCUGCUAUACAUGAAUGACGACUUUGAAGGAGGAGAAUUCAUAUUCACUGAAAUGGAUGCCAAGACUGUGACUGCUUCUAUCAAACCAAAGUGUGGACGGAUGAUCAGCUUCUCAUCUGGAGGGGAGAACCCGCACGGGGUGAAGGCAGUCACCAAGGGCCAGAGGUGUGCUGUGGCUCUGUGGUUUACCUUGGACCCAAUUUAUAGAGAAUUGGAGCGGAUAAAAGCCGACGAAGUGAUCGCAAUCCUGGAUCAAGAACAACAAGGGAAACACGAACUGAACAUCAACCCAAAAGAUGAGCUAUAAAAAUGAGAAAGAGUGUUCUAUCAGAUAUUUAUUUAAAUUGUUAAUAAUCUUAUGAGAACCUUUUUAUUUUUGUACAGAGCCAUGGUAUAAAUUAACAGGUUAAUACGAGUCAUCAGAUCUCCCUUCUGUUCCUAAGGAUGUUUGCUUUGCCUCACUCAGUCUGUCUGUCUGUCUUGGUUUUUUCAUCAGUUCAUCUCUCAAUGCCCAGUCAUCUCCCCCCCACCCCCAACACACACACACAUGCACUUCAUUGGCUGCAGAUACAAGAGCUAAAGCAGAAAGAGUAAGUCCUUUUGGGGUACACUGUGUGUGAUGUAGUUCUAAAGCUAGUGUGUGUUGCCAUCUCAGAAGGCCUUUCUGGCUCUGAGCCUCUCAGCCACCUCCUCUCAUGGUGCUGAUGGCCAUGAGUUUGAGCCUGAGGUGCCUGGUGGUGGUGGCGUCUGCACUGCCUCACCUAUCACUGGCCGAGGGUCCCCAGGCUCUGAGAGAGAACCACUCUGAUAAGUACUGCGUGAGAUGGAGGGGCCCAACCUUUCCAAGGCCUUGGUGGUAUUUCCACCGAAGACAAACUUACACUGGAAGCUUCGAUCCGUCCUCCACAGUGCUCCAGAAAGGACGCCCUGGGAGUUGUGUUCUUCUGGAGGUUGCUUAGGGGUUUGAAAUAGAAUGUAUCUUCACCCCAGUGACUUUUAGAAGAAAAUCUUGAACCCCAUCUGAUUCUGGGCAUGUUGCCUGAGAGUGGAGUCCACGGGUGAGAAGGAGCAUGUUGAUCUUGAGAAAAAUGGAUUUCUAAUUGAUUCUAGUCUUCAUCUGCAUAGCAUGGUGGUCCCUCCUCUUUGCUACUGUCCAGCAUGUGGGCUUGUUCUUGUGACUGGUCGGUUUAAUAAAGGGAGCCUUAUUUUAA